Messenger RNA from Rotaria sordida, 426 nucleotides. The record is from the annotation of a GenBank genome assembly. Lineage: Eukaryota; Metazoa; Rotifera; Eurotatoria; Philodinida; Philodinidae.
AUGCAUCUUUUAGGCGACUUAGCCAAUAUAACAUCGUUACGUUUAGAAGAUUUACUUAAAGAUUUAGAUGAACCUGAUAAAGAACGUCAAGCAUUUGUUGAUGAUACUCGACAAUUUUUUGAACAACGUCUUUCAAUUUAUGAACAAAAACGAAAUGAAUUAGAAAAUUCAAUUAAAAAUUUAAUUGAACAAACGUAUCCAUUAUAUGAUGAACUUCAAUUACCACGAAUAACAUUUGAUAAUAAUCAAAUGACAUUAAUUGAAAAAAAAAAUUUUAUUAAUGAAAAAAUCAAUGAAUUAAAAAAUAUGAUAUUAGAACGUAAUAAAGAACUUAUUCAAUUACGACAAUUAAUUAUUAUUAAAGCGAAAUUAUGUGGAAAUAUUAAUAUUAAUAUUGAUGAGGUUAGAAAAUCAAUUCAUUUCUAA